This is a messenger RNA of Grammomys surdaster, 2324 nucleotides long. RefSeq names its product interleukin 13 receptor subunit alpha 2 (gene Il13ra2). The coding region runs from base 1077 to 2234 and encodes 385 amino acids. The record is from RefSeq and is a predicted model, not a curated record. Gene Ontology annotation, molecular function: cytokine receptor activity; protein binding. Lineage: Eukaryota; Metazoa; Chordata; Mammalia; Rodentia; Muridae. The transcript has 18 exons. Gene Ontology annotation, cellular component: external side of plasma membrane; membrane. Gene Ontology annotation, biological process: cytokine-mediated signaling pathway.
AAGCUAAGACUCCUCCUACUUAAAUACAAGCUUUAGUUCUAAGGUCAUUUAAAACCCAUUAAGCUUAGAAGCUGUUCCUUGAGGCAGACUUCAGUGGUAUUUCAGAAGAAUUUGAUUACAUCUGGACACAUUAUUCACAUCAACAGGAGAAAUCAAAGAAGAGGCAGAAAUCCUUAUAAUGCCAAUAUUCUACCUGUGAAUGAAACCUCCUCUCAGGAUAUCUUGUUAUUUUUGCUACAACUUGGAUUAAAUCCAAGUCUGAGAACAUGGCCCAAAAGGCAUACUUAUGUACAUCUUACACCAUAGCCAAACAAAUCACGGUAGACCCCUGAAUGUGGAGAUUGGAUCAUUACUGGGACUGUUUUACUUGCGUCUAAGGUCCAGUACACUCAAGGAAAGGCAUCUGAUUUUGCAUGUCCUACUAGCCCAUUGUCAUCAAAUAGUUUAUUUUAGAUGUCUUUAAGUUUUGUUUCACAUGUACGGGUGUUUUGGCUGCAAGCCUUGCCCAUGAGUGACAGAAGAGGGAGUUGGAUCCUCAAAACUGGAGUUACAGAUUAUUAGACACCAUAAAUCAUACACAGCAGAAAACAAAUGAAAUUUCAGACUUCUUCCAGAGAAUAAAGAUGCUCAAUUUUCUUGAGAAAUGAUUUCACACAUGAGAAAAAGCUUGACUUACAUGGUUAUUUCGAUGUAAAGAAUCUUCUUUGUUUCAAGAUAUAAUUUCCCAGAGCACAACACUUGGGCUCUCCUAGGAGGACACACUAUUUAUAAUCCAGUCUUUGAAAGCAUCUGAGGAGUGUGGAGGAGGAGGAGAAGGAGGAGGAGGAAAAGGAGGAGAGGAGGGAAAGAUAGAGCGAGAAAGAGAAAAAGAUUGCUUGUUACACCCUGAACAGUGAUCUCUCUCAAGACAGUGCUUUGCUCUUCAGGUAUAAGGAAGGAAAACAGCAGAGAUACAAUUUAGUGCCUACUGUGGAAAGGAGAGGACAAAGAGGUCUUGUGAUAACUGCCUGUGAUAAUUCAUUUCUUGAGAAACCAUAUUAUUGAGUGGAACUUUCAGCACACCAAGUCCCGGAGAAAUGGCUUUGAUGGGUGUGGAUACCAGAUGCUUGGGUCUUUUUCUUCUUUGUACAAUAACUGGCCAUUCUUUGGAGAUAAAAGUUAAUCCUCCUCAGGAUUUUGAAAUAUUGGAUCCUGGAUUACUGGGUUAUCUCUAUUUGCAAUGGAAACCUCCCAUGGUUAUGGAAAAAUUCAAGAAAUGCACACUAGAAUAUGAGUUAAAAUACCGAAAUGUUGAUAGUGGCAGUUGGAAGACCAUAAUUACUAGGAAUCUAAUUUACAAGGAUGGGUUUGAUCUUAAUAAAGGCAUUGAAGGAAAGAUACGUACGCAUUUGUCAGAGCCUUGUACAAAUGGAUCAGAAGUUCAAAGUCCAUGGACAGAAGCUUCUUAUUGGAUAUCAGAUGAAGGAAGCCUGGGAACUAAAAUUCAGGACAUGAAGUGUAUAUAUUAUAACUGGCAAUAUUUGGUCUGCUCUUGGAAGCCUGGCAAGACAGUACAUUCUGAUACCAACUAUACUAUGUUUUUCUGGUAUGAGGGCUUGGAUCAUGCCUUACAGUGUGCUGAUUACCUCCAGGAUAAUGAGAAAAACAUUGGAUGCAAACUUUCCAACUUGGACUCAUCAGACUAUAAAGAUUUCUUUAUCCGUGUUAACGGAUCCUCAAAGUUGGAACCUAUCAGAUCCAGCUAUGUGGUUUUGCAACUUCAAAAUAUAGUUAAACCAUUGCCACCAGAAUUCCUUCAUAUCAGUGUGGAGAAUUCCAUUGACAUUAGAAUGAAAUGGAGCGCACCUGGAGGCCCCAUUCCACCAAGGUGUUACACUUAUGAAAUUAUGGUCCGAGAAGAUGAUAUUUCCUGGGAGUCUGCCACAGAUAUAAACGAUAUGAAGUUGAAGAGGAGAGCCAAUGAAAGUGAAAACCUAUGCUUUUUUGUAAGAUGUAAAAUCAAUAUAUAUUGUGCAGAUGAUGGGAUUUGGAGCGAAUGGAGUGAAGAGGAAUGCUGGGCAGGUUAUACAGGGUCAGACUCAAAGAUUAUUUUCAUAGUACCAGUUUGUCUUUUCUUUAUAUUGCUUUUAUUACUUCUUUGCCUUGUUAUGGAGAAGGAAGAACCUGAACCCACAUUGAGCCUCCAUGUGGAUCUGAACAAAGAAGUGUAUGCUUAUGAAGAGACGCUUUGUUAAAAUACCCCUUUUCUGGCAUAAAGCCAGCCUGCAUAAGUCAUAUUAAACUCAAUUUAUCUUCAAAUUUCAAAUACAUCUUCUUGCAAAUCA